GGCCGAGCCCCGCGGUGCCCCGCGGGCGGCGGGCGCUCGCUCCGGCUGCCGCUGCGCGGAUGGGAGCUGCCGCCGCCGGGGCCCCUUCCCCUGAGCCCCCCUCGGCGUCCGCCCGGGCCUCCCAGAGCUGCUCCGGGAGCUGAAAGCCGCGGCCGGGCCGGCAGAGUUACUUUUUCUCCCGCGUAGCUGCCGAGCCGCUGCCCGGUGCCCUCAGGGGAAGGGGGCAAAAAGUUUUAAGACCUUCUUACUACAUCAGAAGAAGAAAGGAAGACGAAAGGAUACCAGCCCCAUUCCCCUCCUUGCAUGUUACCGUUAACGUUACAGUAGGGUUGUACACCUGCAACUGGGACAGCCAUGGAGAAGAGUGGGAACAUUCAGCUGGAGAUUCCUGACUUCAGCAACUCUGUCCUGAGCCACCUGAAUCAGCUGCGCAUGCAGGGCCGCUUGUGCGACAUCGUGGUCAACGUGCAGGGGCAAGCUUUCCGCGCUCACAAGGUGGUGCUGGCUGCCAGCUCGCCCUACUUCCGCGACCACAUGUCCUUGAACGAAAUGAGCACCGUUUCCAUUUCUGUCAUCAAGAAUCCUUCUGUUUUUGAGCAGCUCCUUUCCUUUUGUUACACCGGUAGGAUUUGUCUGCAGCUGGCUGACAUCAUAAGUUACCUAACGGCUGCCAGUUUCUUGCAGAUGCAGCACAUCAUAGACAAAUGCACGCAGAUUCUUGAGGGAAUUCACUUCAAAAUUAACGUGGCAGAGGUGGAAGCCGAACUGAGCCAGACCAGGACAAAGCAUCAGGAGAGACCUCCAGAGUCUCACCGGGUGACGCCAAACCUGAACCGUUCUCUGAGCCCCCGUCACAACACCCCGAAAGGGAGUCGCCUGGGCCAGGUGAGCACCGUGCUGGACAUCCGGGAGCUCAGCCCUCCAGAGGAGUCCACCAGCCCCCAGAUCAUUGAGCAGAGCUCAGACGUGGAAAGCAGGGAGCCCAUACUGCGGAUUAACAGAGCAGGACAGUGGUAUGUUGAGACAGGCGUGGGAGACCGCGGGGGACGGAACGACGACGACGUCCGGGUUCUGGGAGGAGUGCGCAUUAAAACGGAGAACCUGGAGGAGUGGCUGGCGGCCGAGAAUCAGCCGUCGGGAGAAGAUGGGAGCAGUGCCGAGGAGGUCACUGCUAUGGUGAUUGACACCACGGGCCACGGACCAAUGGGCCAAGAGACUUACACGUUAGGGUCCUCAGGGGCCAAAGUGGUCAGGCCAACCAGCAGUGAGAUUGACAGAUUUAGCCCUUCUGGCAGCAUGGUUGCUGUGGCUGAGCGGUACAGAUCGAAAAGCGAGUCUCCCGGGCGGAUGGAUGAGCCCAAGCAGCCCAGUUCCCAGGGGGAGGAAUCGGCCAUGAUCGGAGUGAGCGGCUACGUGGAAUAUCUCCGGGAACAGGAGGUUUCGGAGCGUUGGUUCCGCUACAACCCGCGGCUCACUUGUAUUUACUGCGCCAAAUCCUUCAACCAGAAGGGCAGCCUGGACCGGCACAUGCGCCUGCACAUGGGCAUCACGCCUUUUGUCUGCCGCAUGUGUGGGAAGAAGUACACCCGCAAGGAUCAGCUGGAGUAUCACAUCCGCAAGCACACGGGCAACAAGCCUUUCCACUGCCACGUCUGCGGCAAAAGCUUCCCUUUCCAGGCCAUCCUCAACCAGCACUUUCGCAAGAACCACCCUGGCUGUAUGCCUCUGGAGGGGCCCCACAGCAUCUCCCCCGAGACCACCGUCACGUCUCGGGGGCAGGCGGAGGAAGAAUCUCCGCCGCAGGAGGAAGCUGUUGCCGUGGGGGAGACGGCACAGGGAUCUGUGUCCACCACUGGGCCAGAUUGAAAUACGGCCGGAGAGUCUGGGGAGAAAGGACCGUCUUCCCAUUUUGGCUCUAAAGAGUCAGCACCAACCUGGCAGGCUGGUACUGUAAUUAGUGCAAUGCCACCACUGGACAGAAAGAAGCUCCCAAGAUGUUGCCAAAAUAGAAAAACCUUUUCUCUCUCUUUCUCUCUCUCUCUCACACACACCCGCACACACCCGCGCACACACACACACACACACACACACACACACAUAGUGUUAAAAGUUUUUCUCCCUUACUCCUCAUCCUCUUGGGGAAAAACAAAGCAACUGUGUCAAUCAACUUCUGAUUCAGGGAUCGACAGGAUUUUAAAUUUUUUUAAUAUUUGGUAGUGAUCCGGGACAAGCAGUCAUUUUUAUUUCUCAGCAGCGUUUUGGCCCAGCAGCUGGGUCCCACUGGGGGUGGUGGCUCUUAGCCACGCCGAUCCAGUGGGCCUCGUGUGCAGGGCUGUCCUCGCCCUAUCUGCUGGUCCGUCUCAAGGGGAGAGCAGGGGCAAGAUGCAGUUGCCUUUCACCUUUUCCCAGGUAGUUGCCACGUUAAAGAAAAACAGAGACUGUCCUGGUGGAACCUGCCUUGCCUGAGUGUAUUUAUCCCUGUCUUUUUUUUCUUUUUUUCCUCAGUGUGUCUCUUUCUACAUUUUUACUUAAACCAUUAUUUUAGGGCUUUUGGCUUGCCCUUUCCGGGCGCGUGGCCUCAUGCCCCUUGUUAAAAGUGGGCACGGCUAUAAAGCAGUAUUCUAGAGUUCAGCAAAAUUUGAAGCGCUUAGGCUACUGAAAGUGAAAUGUAGCAGCUGUGAGGUUCGUGUUAGACUCUAAUGUGUUGGGGGAAGGGUUUUGCGGAGGCGGGAUGUCCUUUGUUGCUGCUGAUCGGGGUAGCACAGAGCAUUCUGGCUUCCCGACCGGUGCACUGCCAUGCUUCAAACGUUGCCAAGCGUUAGGAAGAGGUUUCCGGACUGGCUGAAUCGAUGAGUUAGAGGCUGGCUACCAAAGUCGUCCUUCCCCCCGCUCCCACCUCUACGCGCACUUAUCUUUUGUAACAGCAAUAUGGUAUACUGAAAUACUAUAAUCCCAGCGAAGCAAUCAUGGGUGGUUGCUUUUAACCGUGUUUCUACAAACUAGUUUGAUAACUUUUUUAUCAAUGAAGUGCAAAAAGAAAAGAAAACCCUACUUUAUUUCCUCAUAAUGGUUCAGGAAGCUUGAAGUUAAUGGUUCCUAGAGCAAUCACAACUCUUCCCUUGCAUGGACUUAAACUUUUAUAUUCUAAGCCGCUCUGAAGUUUAGAGCAAGUUUAGCAAACCCAGAGAGAUGCCUGCGUUGUGUAUUGUGGGUGUUUGCACGUGCUUACGUGUUUCAUAACCGGAAACGCAUGGGACAGGUAGAUAAGUGCAAAUAUCUUGACAUCUUUUGAAGAAGUCUUUUUAAAAAUAUGCAAUAUUUUAAGAGUUUUCUUUGUUUCUGAUGCUGGGCCGUUUGUAACGGAGGGGGGAAACGAGCCACAGGUUGUGCAGGUUGGAACUGGGAGAGGACGUCUGGUUGAAGGAACUCUCUUGAGGCCGUGUAACGCGUGUGAUAAGGGAGGAUGAAGUACUGGUCCUUCAGCUGGUGGGAGGAACAGCGAGACGUUAACGAAGUGCGUCUCGUCUUGCUUUGGCAAAGAAAGCUGGGCGAGUGGUCGGAGCGGGGGCUUGGCGGACAGUCGACUAACUAAGUGAAACUGAAGCUUGUCCUGCUGCCCGGCUGCACAAUUUGGGGCACAGGGAAAUUCGCGUAACCCCACCUGCAAAUUGGGAAUGAUGAUCGUUUUCCUACCCCUUUAGAUGGAAGGAGUCAGAGAAGGGCGAAGUAUUCUUACCUUGCCGCUGUUUUGUGCGAGCAGGGGGUCUCGCUGCUCCUCCCACCUCUCUCUCAAAAAGCAGACGUGGCUCCAGCAUCCGUUUGCGCGGGGAAGGGAAGGGAGGGCUCGGCGCCAGGGUCGGGCGCAGCGGGGCCGUGCUCCUCCGAGAGGAGCCUUUGCGGGUGUCCGAGCGGGAUCCCCGCAAAGUACGAUUUUGUUGACUGUUUCAGCCGGGGAAAACUGCUAUUUCACCUUCAUUUUCCUUCUGUCCCUUUCUCCUCUCCCGUCAAGCGCAUCGUCGCACAGCGAGCGAUGUUGUGAGCGGCCACCCGAGGGACCAGCCACGUUCAGUUCCCUGUCGAAGGUCAAACAGAAUUGUACUGAAACAGUCAGGUUGCCAGAGCGCAGUCGCGGAAGAUGGGAGAUAAGAGGGUGGCUAAGGUAGGUUUCCUUGCAAUCGAGGUGUGGGGAGGAAUGGAGGUCUGCAGAGUAUGCUGCUUUAGUCAUAGCUUUUGAAGUUACCAAAAAUCAAAAAGGAAAAAAGUUAAAAACUUUGAAAUCCUAUCCUGUUCACACUAGAGAGCAUCAAAAGUUACUUUAGUUACUUAAAAGAUUUUUAAGUGUUUUAAAAUAGAACUUUUAAAAGAAUACUACCAAACUAUAAAAACAUAAAAUUAUUUAUAUACAUAUAUUAUAUAUAAAUAUAGUGGGAAAGUUUCCCUGCUAAGCUUGCUGUGAAGAGAGGGGUGAAGGUGCAGUAACUGCUAUACAAGCAAAAUAUUUCCGAAACAGAUGGCAACCGAUCCAUCAAGGCUUAGUGAUGAAGGGCUGACAUAAAAUGGUGAAUGCCUUAUUUGUAUGGCAUAGCUGUGAGUUUCUUGAAGAGGUUUUUGUUUUUGUUUUACUGUAUUGAUACUGUGAACGGAGGAGCAUCCUAGCAGUCCGGGAUGAGAUCAGCGCAUCCUUCCUUGCUGAUUCACUGCUUCUAAUUGGCCUGGUGAAAACCAUGAAAUUGUUCCUUCAUAUUGUUCUAGGCUAGUCUGAAAACAAAAAAGCUUGUGAAAGGUUUUCAUUUUUUCUCUGUUUUUUUGGUGCGGAGGUUGCCACUGUAUAAACGAUCAUUUCUGAUUGCAUGCAAAAGAGCCAAUAUUCUUGCCCAGGCCUCACUGAGGUGAAGUUUAUAGCUUGUAGCUAGAGUCAGUAUAAGGUAUGGUAGUGGGAAUCAUUUUAAUAUUAUUUCUGUACAUUUAAUGGAUGUGUAUGUGUAUGUAUGUAUGUGUGGAAAUCAUGGCGUCUCUAACAUUUUCUUGAACAGUGCCGAAAACAGUUUAGGCUCAUCUGCGCUAGGAGGUGGAACCAGUGCGGAAGGAAUCGUUGAUCAAACGUUUCUUUCAGUGAUGGACUUUCUUAGUGCAGAGAAGGCCAAGGGGGGAGAAUAGGGGGCUGGGGGGUGUCUACGGUAUGGAAAAAAUCCAUAGUGGUUUUCCAGCAUUGGCAUAGCUACUUGGAGCUGCUUUUCCUAACAGACUGAUGACACCUUUGGUUGCGUCUGCUUUGGCAAACGGUAUCGUUCUUUGCAGCUGCACCGAAGCUGUGGAGAAGCAGGCGCCAGCUUUCCGAGUACGGACGCUCUGUGAUGGGUUGAGGCACGGCUUUGCGUUUCCCCAUCUAACUGCAGCUUUUCCCCCUUUGCCAAAACUGUGAUUUCAACUGUGAUUAAAGGAGGGUGUGAAGAGAACUCCGUCAUAUUUUAAUACCUCUCUACUUAACACUUCUGCCAGCUUCAGAGUUAGGGCUUACUAACCAAUUUGUUUGCUUGCCUCAGGCAAGAGGGGAAGCAUAAUCUAUUUCUGCAGCUUCCUUUAGUGGAAGGGAAACGCGUUUCUUCGUUCUUUGCUGUCGCAAAGAGACCUUCCAGAUGUGAAGUGCUGCGGUUAUCUCCUCGAGCCUGCAGAAAGCCCCGGUGGGGAAGGGAACGUCGCCCUGCUGCUGCCCGGUUCCCUGUGAAUAGCUGUGAAAAUAGCAAGAACCAUGUUCGUACUGUGCUGCUGCUUCGGGGAAGGGCUAGCUCUCCUCCUCAUGGGAGGACGGCUGGUGUGAAGCUGGGGGAGGGAAAAAGCAGAAAGUCCUUCUGCUCUCUUGUAAGGGGAGCAUGGGAAAGCAAAAACUGCUUCUCAUUUCCAGCAGCUAGAUAGGAAAGGAUGAACGAGGAGGGUUUGUGAAACGUGCGCCCGUAACAGGAGGCUGAGACCACACUUAGAGCCGCCCAGUAAGAUCUGGGGUUAUCAGCCUGGUAAGGAGCAGAGCAGCCAGCACAGGUGAGCAAUCCUGUCUCACUUUUGUACCAUCCUCCUGCCGCUUCCCGUGGCUGAAUUCCCUUGUGGGGCUUCUUACCAGUCACUGCCCUGGAAGUUCCUUGCUGGGCACCCCUUGCUUGUCCCUCCUAGCAUCAGGUUCGGUCCUUUGACUUAACCCAGAUUUUUGCUAACAUAUUUUCAAGCUGUGAUCUGUAUAAUUUAACUUUCAGAAGCUUGGGUGGCUGAACGGCAGGAGAAAUAGAAAGCGUUUCGUGUCUCUGUUGCUGUUUGAAAUCUCGCCGAGGUUGGUAGUGGCUGACUCGGUUGCCAGCUGACAGCUCUUCAGAGCUGGCAUUGCGUUUGGAACAAGCCGCAGUCUUGUUGAAAAGCGUAGCGGAGACGGGCGUGACUGCGAAGGCACAGCGCCAGGAUUUCAGCCCUCUUCGACAUCAAGGGGGAAAUGGAUGACAAGACAGAUCUCACUGCUUGUCCUGCUCUUGUUCUGUGACAACCAGGUGACUUUGUUUUCCAAGGCAGUCAGUCCCACGCCUCAACACAGGACUAAUUUCACUUAAAAAUUUGAUGCCCAGUUCUGUGAAUAAUUCAGCAGUCUGAUUCUUGAGCAGAGUCCUUCUGCCUUUGGGUGAUUCAACCCUAACCAUCCUCUGGGAAGAGCAGAGUUGUAGCGCUUACUUGCUGCUGACUUCGUCUUUCCUGCAGAAGCUAAUGUAUAAAAAAGGCAACUGAGAAGAUGCAGAUUAUUUGAGUGGAAUGUAGCUUGCAAGAUAGACUGAGUCAUGCAUUUAACACCGACAAAAUUUAGCACCCCUUAAACCUAUUAUUUAAACUUUUUAAAAAUCGGCUGUUUGAUGCGUGACGUGCCUGCUAAUUUAACUGUACAGUUUAAGCAUCCAAGUGAUUCUUCAGAUCAGUGACGCCAAAUGCUUUUUCUGCUCUGCUGGAAACGUUUUGGGGGUUGGAGAAGUCAAGGAGCUGUGAUUCACGGCACUUCUGAUCCUGUCAAGGUUUGGGCUCCGAGUUUCCCCUGGAAGGGUGACCUAGGAGCCCAGAACUGGGCUUUGAAGUCGGGACACCUGGAUCCUUUCAGCGGAGCUGCUGCUGCUUGCCAGCGAGCUGGUCUGCCGGUCUGUGAAACAGUGAUAACAGUGCUCCGAGGCGUGUAUUCCUCAUAGCGUGAGGUCGGAUCCGUGCACAGGGAUUUGACAUCUUCAGUGGAAGGUCCUACAGAUGAGCUAAGAAUCUUUAUUUUAAUCAUUGGCAUUCAAAAAGUAAUUUAAUAUACAAAACAUACGUACAUAUAUAUAUGUAUGUAUACUGAGAGAGAAAAAGAGAUAUAUAUAUAUACACACAUAUAUAUAUAUUUGUAACCAAAUAAAAGCUAGAACUAUGCAAACGCCACUGGCUGCUCUUUGGAAGCAAUGCCUGCUAGAGCAUUUUGGAAUACUUUGGAGUAGAUUUGCAGCUUUUUAGGAUUAAAAAAAAAAAAAGUGCAGCAGGCCAGAGUUUUACUGCAGUUAGUCUAACUAGAAACCCAGAUUAUUCCUAAUCUGGAACUCACUCAUAGUAAGUAGGUUAUAAAAUUACCUGCAGAGUCCUACUAUCUCUAAAAUAUUUCCAGCUGCCUUGGUAUUAUUGCUGAAAAGUUUUCUUUUGAGAAGCAUAGGAAAAUACAGAGGCUGGGACUAGGAGAGGUUGGACUGUGAUGUUUGGGACGCUAGCUGAAGGAGAAGUAGAAUCAAUAGUUUAGGUGUUUGAAGAGGAAGUUGACUGGGAGCAUGGUGUUUUUGGACUGGGGAUUGAGUUGGCUUCAAGGAAUCUUCCUGCUUGUGAAAGUCCCUGUCGCUGAGACAGAGGCUGAGAUGGAAGCGUCACUGGGCUGAAUACUGGUCCCAGUGGACUUACUGGGAAUCUUCCCGCUGAAUCUGAUGGUACUAGAGCUUAGCGUGCUGGGAGAAGUUUGGUGUGGUUUCUACCAUUUCUUUGUGUUGGAUCUGAUGUUUUCUUUUAGAUCUAACUAAAAUAUAUCCAGCUGUAAUCUGCAGUUAUCUGUUUGACUUUUUAUUCCUGGGGACUGUAGAAAAUUCAGGUUUCCUAUAAUGUUAUCCUCAUCCCAACUGUGAACAAGUUACUACUGCUUCUUAUAAUUUAUUGUCUUUCUGUUCCUAAAAGUCUGUGUGAUCCAGCUGUUUACCAGUGCCACCUUCCAGUGCUUCAUUAGCUUUUAUGCACAGGGAAUUGUUGCAAUGGAUAUGUUUAACCUGCUAGUUGGAAGAGUAGAAGCCUUUGGGGAAUGACUUUUGCUUCCUCUAGCUGUCAUUAGGGAGUGCACACACACAUACCUGUAUAUACAUAUAUAUGUAUACAUAUAUAAAGUCUUUCAAUAUAAACUCAUUUAGCAUUAUUAUUAUUUAAUUUAUAUUUUAAUCCAGUUGUAAACCAAAGUAUUACAGCUUGAGAAAUGUUGCGUCUUGGAAAUAGGAGGAACCUUUUUAGACGGGAGUUCUGAAAGAUCUUAGUUGACAAAAAUAUAGAUACAAAUAAGACCUAAGCACUUGUGCUGGUGAAUCUUAGAGAUUUGCAACCUUGGAAGGAUUUAAGACUUGGUGGGUAAAGUUUGAUUGUGGGGGAACAGUGUGGGUUACCAUUUUAAAACACUGUUUUUAAUUUUUCUCAUCCAGUAUAACUUGGUAUUGCAGAAAUUGCUACCAAGAGCAGUACAGCCAGGCAUCUGAUAGAGACGAGGUGCCUCACCUGGGACUGCUGCAGAGGUGGGUAAAGCUAACAGGGUGGUGCUAGGUAGAGCUGUUUGCUUCUGUUGUCAUCUGUACUACCUUUAUCCACAGCUCUUCGUUCUGGUGCUGCGUUGUCGUAUGCUACGUUCGGCUCUGGGCGUAUCCGUAGUGGCUUGUCGAGUGCCCCUGCAGGGACCUGGCUGGGUGAUGGCUUGAAGGAGUACUUUAAAAGUGCGUCUUAGCAGCGUCUUUGCUGCUUGACUUUCCGCAGAGAGUCGCUUCGGGUUCUCUGCCGCUUCCCUCUUAGCUUGCUCUGCUUUUACCUGUGGUAUCUAGUCCGGGUUGGAGCUGAGAGGUCUUUGUUGAGUAGAGCUGCCACUGGACCAGGUACUGCUGGGCUUUGGCUGGUCUGCGCUAUCAGAGCGAUUAAAGCAAUCUGCAAAGGAGUUUUCAGGGCCUUCUCUAGCCUUUUAAAUGUCUUUGAGGUAUAUAAAAAUGAUCUUUGUUAUAUGAAGUAGAGGCUUGAGAAUUGCAACAUGCUUCAUGGUACUUAACUAAGAAAACAAGUCUGUUCUGACAAACCUUCUGAAAAUAAAAAGGGAGAACACAGCAAAUCAGAUUGUAGUCUGGCAGACCUGGGACCUAGAGAGAGGAGGCCACAAGAACUGUCGCUAAUAUAUUUAGUGUCUAAUUUAGACUUUUAGGAGACAGCCCUUUGCUAUUUAUUGAUUCCUACAGGUGUAUUUUUUUAAUUUUAGCAACCUAUAUAGAGGUGCAUGUUCUGCUGUUGCAGCUGGAAAGAGGAAACAGACUCAAAGAUAAAAUCUCGCUGAUUUUUCUGUCCAGGAGAGUAAGUUGUCUUUCCAAGGAAUUAACAAAUGCUAUGAACAAAUUCACCUCAGCCCAUCUCCUGCAGGCUUGGCAGCAGCUGUGCUUCUUGCUCUUCUGCUCAGCCCACACUCCAGAGGCUCUUUUUAUAGAAAGCCUCCUUGUGUCCCUGAUAUUCAGCAGAGUGAGCAUCCACCUACCUCUGCUGAUCAAAUAGGUUCGUUUAAUGCUCUCCAGCAGCAGUGCUAUGUGCUGUACGGGUGUAAAGGAAAGUCAUCCCUUCCCAAAGGAUCAUCCAUCGCAGCCUUAGUGAAACUGGGGUUUGGUGAGGAAAGGAAUUCCUCUUGAUGGAGACCUUGCCUGCUAACUAGUUGGGCAGAAAAGAGUUAAAUGGCUGAGAAAGUAGUGUGUAUGUGCAAUUUCUUUAAUUUCUGUUCAAAUAUCUUUCAAUAAUACCUUUUUUUUAACAAAAAGGUAGCCCAUUUCAUGUAAAAUGGGCCAAAUUGAUUUUUUUUUAAGUAACCCUAGUUUCAGUAUGCUGUAUACAGUGACUGGUGUUUAGUGGGUUGGUGAAGAAACCCAAGCAAGAAGCUUUGGGUGACGGGUUCGUAAUGCAUGGUUAUGGCUAUCUUUCCUUACGAUCGUUUUGAUGGCUUUGGAGUGCUGACCAAAAAUGCUUCUUUUUGUUUUAAAGCUUUAAUUAUUUUCAUAAAAACGCUGAAAAAAUCUUAGAUUCCCCCCUGCCACACGCACACACGCUAGAGCACCCGUGGAAGGUAGCUCCGAAGAGCCAGCUUGUUUUCAAGACUUACAUUUGCUCUUCAGGCAUCUGCAUCGCUCUUUCUGGAGUCGGUUUGGCGUGAGGACUUCGAAGGCUGCCAGGGUGACCGGGGAAGGAGGUCUAAUGCUGCUGUAGCUGCAGGUGCGGUGGAGCUGCGUCAGGAUGCAGAUGCCGGCGUGCCGUCAGCGUUGAGGCUGCGCGUAGGGAGCCUGCAGGGGACCCUUGCUAGGGGAAUCGUGUGUCUUCAGAACCAGAAAGUAUUCGUACUUGUCAAAGGCUUUUGCAAAUGAGGAACACGAUCGGCUUUUGGCAGGGUGGUGGAGUAGGCCUGGAGAUGUUGGCCGUUAACACGUAUUCAGAUAGUUGUUUUUGCAGGGCGAGAGGGGCCGCUUCAGAAAUCUGGGCAAGGAGUAACGCUAGCGCUCGGACAUCCUGUUGAACCCUCUGCUCUCGUUUCAGGUUUCCACCGAGAGCAGCAGCAGGUGCGGCCGGGGUGGCGGGGCAGCCGUGCCGUGUCGGGCUGCGCGGCUAGGCGCGCCGUGUGUUGCCGCAGGUCGCGCGGGGUGGGGGAGACGUAGCCCCGCUCCAGGGACGCCCCGGUAAGUGGCGGCCUGUUGAGGUCACUAGGACGGGGACGUGUUCCCAGGAAGGACUCUAGCCGUGCCAGGCGGGCUGGCUUCUGUAUGCCCCGUUGUCAGCUCAGUUACCCGUUUCACGUGUCCUCUCCGUUUGCCUUCUCGUGGUGCCCUGCGUAUGUCGUUGUCCCGCCCGAGAGCCCCUGUGAGCGACGAUGUCCUGGAGGCGCGCUUUCCGCGUGGGGCCGCUUGUCUCCGUGAAGAAAGGGCUGGUGUCUGGCAGGCUCAGAGCUUGUUGGCGAGUAGCGUUGUGGGAAGAAGUUCUGCCCCGACGUCAAGGCUGCAGAAAACAGCCUGGGACGGGAGGGAGAGAGGGCUGUGGCAUUUGCCCCCCAGCCAGAGCCCAGAUCUUUUAACCUUGGGGACGGAGAGCUGGAGACCUAUCGCUUAGCGGCGAGGGGAGCUGAGGCGGGUGGCUUUCCUCUUUGUCGGAGGGAAGCUGUCGUGUCUGCUGGGAAAGGCCUCGCAGCGUGUGUUAACCCAGGCGCUGAAGCUGGGCCGAGGUGCUCGGAAGCGGCGGCCCGGGGUGCUGGCGGGGAGCAGGUGCCGCAGGCCGUGGACCAACCUGUAGUGCGGGCAAGGAGGGAGGGCGGGAAGCUGCGAACACCCGCGCUCUGCAGCCUCCUGGAAAUUCGGUCGCCGGCAGAGAUCCCUGUUCCCUGCCCUGAAGCGUUCGGCCUGGAGAGCGUCUGCGGGUUGCGCGCGCCGCGAGCUGCGGGUCCUGCCGGGGAGCCUUUGCCGAGCGCUGCAGGACACGAGCCAGUCGCUCGCAGCUGCGGGUUUGCUACGUGGAUUUCUGAAUCUCCCUGGGGAGAGCGUCAGGGUGGCAGAUGAAGGCUGGGGAUGGGUAGUGCUAGAUAGACUAGGAGGUGCCGGUUUUGAAUGUUACGUUUUCAAUCAUGUGUUGAAGCUUUCGAAGACUGAAGCUUGCUUUUCGUUUCAGUGCUGAUUCUCUCCUUUCUGUCAUUCCUCCCGUUCAAAAUCGAUGGCCGAGGGGAGGGUGCGGACAAGACGGAGCCAGACUCCUCUCGGAGGCGCCCGGGGGGUUGUUGGGUUGUCCAGAGAGGUCGCGAAAUCUCCGUCCUCGGAGAUGGGCAGAGCUUGCCUGGGCACGGCCCCGCGCCAACUGCCCGAAGCCAGCCAGCUCCGCGUGCCGCUGGUGCUCCGCCGGGAUAUAAAAUACUUGCCAGUCGCGUGGCUGUGCUGCAUUAAGCGGACAAGGGAUAGAGAGUCUUAUCCUACCAGCGGAUUUUCAGUUACCGUUUCUUUUUUUUUUUUAAUUUCUCGGUGGUUGAUCCGUGAGAUGGCAUCUUGCCUACCAAGGGCUGCGGAGAAGCCGAGCUGCUCCCCAGCCGCGAGUGCAGCUGCCAUCUCCUCGUUUCGGUUAGACUAAAGCAAGCUGUAUUUUUGUUAGAAUUUCUUAGAAGUAUCAUGUAAAAACGGGCAGCUUUAAUGGGCUUCCUAGUUCAUAUCAGUUAAGCUUUUGAAACAUAUUCAGGUAUCUUUUUAAUACUGCUGUGUAACUUCCUUGUUUAAUCUGACAUAUUCUCAUUUGAUAUAUUAGUUUUCUGCAUGUCUAAGGCAGUACUUUAAAAACAAAAAGUCAGAGCAUUAAUUUUUUUGCAGACUGUCAGUUAUGUUAAGCCUCCAGCUUUACGUAGUUUUUGUAAAUGUACUUAACCCUCUCCCCCUGGGAUCGCUGGUUAAAUGUCGUCAUUAUUGUUAUGUUGCAGUGAAGCUUAUUUAUUUAAACCUUCCUGUUAUGUUUGCAGUCGGACCCGAUACCAUUGGCUAUGGCCCGAGAAACUGUGAAACUAAUUAGCAACUCAAAAUGAAGCUAUAUUGGUUAGUUUUACUACUGGUUGUGAAAUGCAGAAAGUAGCAGCGUAAAAGGAGAAAGAUAGGAUUGAAAUUACUUAACGCAGGCAGCGGAGGGGCGGGGAGGACUCGGAAAGCACGGAUGAGAAACUUCUCGGGAGCGCGUUCGCACCCGACAACGUUGCUGCGCGGGUUCCCGUCCGCUCCCGUUCGACGGAUGCGCCCUGAGCCCAGCGGUUCGUGCGGGGCCCCUUCGUUUAUCGACGCGCCGAGGGCCUUGGUUGGACGUGGGAACCGGUGCGCCCGCGAUACUGUUUUCUUGGAGUUUACGUGUCUGGAGAAACUCUGUCGAUUACUGUGAAGCUUUUGUUUUCGUUGCGUGCAAGUCAGCGACGGAAGGCGAGCGCCGGCCCGGCAGGGCGAGGAGCGGCGGAAGGUGCCGCGGCGGCUGCCACCUGCGCCUCCCGCUAGCGAGACGGGGUGGCGGCGGCCUCCCUCCGAACCGCGGCUUUGGUUUCCCGCGGGAGGCGUGAGCGGGGCCCCGCGGCGUCCCCGUGGCCGUUCCCCGCGGCCUUCCCGGCCCGAGGGGGCUCCGGCUCCGCGGCGCCCGGGCCGAGGGCGGAUCGCGCCCCCGGUUUUCCUGUACGACACUGUGAAUAUGACACCAGUAGCGCUUUUUUUUUCCCUUUUUUUUAACGUUUCCAUUAAAAUCGCCGCGGAAGCGUCGCGUUGCCCGAGCGCCGCUCGGCCGGGGGCCGCGUGGUAGGAGACGUGCCGCCGCGAGCGUCGGCAGUGCGGGCGGCUCCGCGUAGCGCCUUGCCAACCGAAUUCGGUUUUGUAAGGAACUAAACUGACAAUCAAUUUCUAAAAUAUGAAAGCCUCUUAGAGGGAAUAGCGAAGUACGUCUUCGACAGAAAGGUUUAACUGGGAUGACUUUUUUAAUGAAGAGCACAGGAUUCUUCCUUUCUUUUCUGAGCACUUGUUGCAGGAAGCAGCAGAGGAUUCGCGGACAGUAACUACCUCUCUCUCUCGGAGUGCGGAGGUCGCCAUGCUACACACUCUCGCAGCAAAGCUUUCACUUAAAACAGGUUUGUUUUUCCUUACCUCGGUGUUGGAGAGACGCAGGUCUGCUCUGUAAAGCGACUCUAGGAAAAUGGCAUCGGGCGGGAGCGGGGGGGCCUUCCCCAGCCGCCAGCCCUCCGUGCUGCGACCCGUGGAGCUGGGCUCGGUCUCUCGCCUGUCCCCCUUGCUAGCGACCUGCCCCGCGGGCCCCGGGCCGCGGCGGGAGCUGCAAAACCAAGGGCUGAGCUUCCUGCCCUGGGAAUGUAGGUAGCGGCUUGGGAGGGCAGGAGGGGCCUCCAGCCCCCCCCGCCUGCAGGGGAGCAGGCAGCAGUGAAAAGCAAUAACAAAAAAAACACAAAAAAAUUUUGUAUGUCGGUCAUUAGUCAGCAGAUCUGACUCCGAGUACCUAUAUAUAUAUAUAUAUAUAUUUAUAUAAAUGCAUAAAUAUGUAUAUAUAUACACAUACAUCCAGGGAGCAGAUCUGUCUUGUGAAAAGGUGCCAUUUUUUUUUUUUGGUAAGCGGAGUCCCUUUCCAAACUAGAACAGCACUUUAAAUAGGUUCCUCUAAAAAAAAAAAAACAAAAAAAAAACAAAAAAAAAUCCCUUUACUGAAGAAAUGCACUUUAAAUCAUAAGAGGAGUGUGGCUGUCGCCGGCUCGGGAGGCAGCCGUGCCCGAGGGUGGCUUGUCGGGAGCCAGCGUCGAGGCGGGAGCGCUGGGGCCAGGCCUUCGGCGGCCGGGGGACACGGGCGGCUCUACCUCCGGCGGCGGUGGCCCUCCGCACCCCUCGGCCCCCUCUACACUACGCCCAGCAGCGUCCGCCUCGGCGCCGCGCGCGGCUCAGCCGCACUGUAGCACUACCGGGACUGGCGUGCGCUGACGUGCUGGGAUACUUGCGUAACUGGUCAAAAACCGCCCUUGCCUGUAACGACUAUUUCAACCCCGUUUAGACUCGGUCGGAAGUUACACCGAUUGCACCACAGCAGAUGCCCCCUUCGCGUGCACCAGGCUGAGCUAAGGCUGAAGGCGCAGAGCCACCACGCCGGCGUUACUGGGUUGUGGCUAUGGAGCCCUAGUCAGUUCAGUAUUUAAUAAAGUAAAAUAAAAUAAAAUAAAUCCAAGGUUUUCUCUGUCCCCUAUUGAUUGUGCUCUGGGCUGGCUUACAGAGUAACCCUACAUAACAAAAACUGUGCUGUCACCUUCUACUGUUGACUUACAAAUCAGACUUUUUAGGACGCAGGUCCUAACACUCAAGACUUAUUUUCACAGUUAAGAAAUUUCCUGCUGUACUAAUUACGUUUUCUCUCUCUUUUUUUUUUUAAUUUUAUUUUUGGUUGCAAUCCUUAUUUCCAAAAAAAAAAAGACAAAGUCAGUGUUCACACUUAGUCUGCAGUAGGUUGGAGUGUGAUCCUGCUGUGUGUAACUUGUGGAUAUCAGACUGUUCUUAAAUGAUUUUUUUUUUUUUACAAGCUGUUCCCAAGCUGGUCCUCUAGCAUCUCUUCCCUUUUCCUCUUCCAGUGAGCUGGCAGGUACAAGCUCAUAGGAAGGCUACGUUUUUUUGGGCUGGCUGCAUUCAGCGAUGGCCAGUGUUGCUGGAGGAGGACCAGGGAACGAUGGUGAGAGCAGCAGCAUUGGGGAAGGGGGGAGAAAAUGAAGGUAGAGGGGAUUGUACAAUUGCAUUUAAAGCAGUUUAGCAAAAAAAAGCGCUCUCGUUGGACAGCUUUAAGAACAAUGUGAAUGAAAACUUAGCAACUUGGUUAGGAAUCUUUGAAAAUUCUCUAAAUGUAUACUUGAAAUUCUGUUUGUAUUAAAAACAAAUCGCAUUUUCUUCUUUCUUUUAACACUGUGUAAAAGAACAUUAUGCAUGUGAGUGGUUUGAGAAUUAAAUGGUUUAAUACUCA
Dromaius novaehollandiae (emu) is the source of this 15792-nucleotide messenger RNA. RefSeq names its product zinc finger and BTB domain containing 37 (gene ZBTB37). Gene Ontology annotation, molecular function: DNA-binding transcription factor activity, RNA polymerase II-specific; protein binding; RNA polymerase II cis-regulatory region sequence-specific DNA binding. Gene Ontology annotation, biological process: regulation of transcription by RNA polymerase II. NCBI's taxonomy places the organism in Eukaryota, Metazoa, Chordata, Aves, Casuariiformes, Dromaiidae. The transcript has 5 exons. The record is from RefSeq and is a predicted model, not a curated record. Bases 355 to 1866 code for a protein of 503 amino acids.